AUGUCGGUCCAUGUCGACGUCACGCUGCUCAGCGGGAGAUCAGUAUCCAUCGAUGCAGAUCUCACUUCCUCGGUCGCCGAACUGAUGCAAGAGGCGCAGCACCUGCUAAAGAUUGGACCGGGGAUGCUCGUGCGCCCUUCUGGAGAAGUUCUUUGUGGCA
Molecule: messenger RNA, 160 nt
Organism: Symbiodinium sp. CCMP2456
Lineage: Eukaryota; Dinophyceae; Suessiales; Symbiodiniaceae
Source: the annotation of a GenBank genome assembly